AUGGCUGCUCCACCGCCCCAGGGCAAAAUCCACCUUAAAACAAGCUUUAAAUCGACGCAGACGAUCGAGUCUAUCUACACUGGAGGCAAGGUCUGCAUAUCUCAGGAUGAACAGUUCCUUAUCACAACCGUUGGCGAGGAUAUUGACGUUAUUGAGAUCAAGACCGGAAAGAAGCUUUGGAGACUCAAGGGUGACACAGAGAUCAUCACUAUGUUUGCAGUCACCCCCGAUGGCCAUACCCUCGUCAGCGCCAGCAGGAGUCUUUUGCUCAAGACCUGGGAUCUUCGCACAGGAACACUCGUCAGAAGUCUGAAGGCCCACGACGCACCUAUUAUUGUCAUGGACAUUGACAGGUCCUCUUCAUUGGUCGCCACAGGAUCUGCUGACGGCACAGUCAAGGUCUGGGAUAUCGCAGGAGGAUUCUGUACACACAACUUCAAGGGACACGGUGGUGUUAUUUCAGCCGUCCUCUUCCACCCAGAUCAGUCCAAGACGUGGCUGUACUCGGGAGCUGACGACUGCACUGUCCGUGUCUGGGACCUUAAGACCAGAAAGGCUCUUGCCGUGUUGGAAUCUCACGUUUCUGUUAUUCGAGGAUUGGCUGUCACCCACUCUGGCAACACUCUCAUCAGUGGUUCUCGUGAUAAGGUCGUCAACGUCUGGGAUCUGACCACCUUGAAGCUCGCCACCACCUAUCCUAUCUAUGAGACUCUGGAGACUGUCGGUAUUCUGCAGAAGGGCAAGAUCCAGCGCAUUGGCGACAAGGACGUCUCGGACAAGGAUAUGUUCUAUACCGCUGGUGAUGCUGGUGUUAUCAGGAUCUGGGAUCUUAGGUCGGGAGAGUUGAUCGCCAAGCAGAAGGAGGAGCAAGGAAGCAAAUCAGGCAUCUCUGACGUCUUGUACAACACAACAUCGCAGCAAUUGGUAUCGAUCACGAGCGACCAGAACAUUUUGUUCUUUGACGUGGAGAAUGACUUGAAGCGCGUGAAGCAGAUUGUUGGAUACAACGACGAGAUUAUCGAUGUGGCGUACAUUGGCGAGGAGGAGACUCAUUUGGCCGUUGCUGCGAACAGUGAACAGAUCCGCGUUUUCAACUUGAAAGAGUUUGAGUGUGACCUUAUCUAUGGACAUACCGACAUUGUCAUCUGCCUGGACAGGAAUACAGAUGGCACCCUCUUGGCUUCUGGAUCCAAGGAUAACACAGCCAAGGUCUGGGCGUUGGAUUUAGAGAACGAGGAUGCAGAUGAGAGAUACAAGUGCAUAGGAUCGUGUGUUGGUCAUGCAGAGGCUAUUGGAGCUGUUGCUUUGACGAAAAAGACCGAUGGUCUUUUGUUGACCGGAUCUCAGGACAGAACCAUCAAAUGCUGGGACCUCAGCACAGCUGAUUUGGAUGAGCCAGAUGAGAACCUUCGCUUCAAGUCACAUUACACAAUCCAGGCACACGAGAAGGACAUCAACACCAUUGACAUUGCACCCAACGACAAGGUUUUCGCGACUGGAUCUCAGGACAAGCUGGCCAAGAUCUGGAACCUUCAAGAGGGUACUCUGAUUGGAACCUGCAAGGGUCACAAGCGUGGUGUCUGGUCUGUCAAGUUCUCGCCCGUCGAUCAGUGCUUGGCUACCAGUUCAGGAGACAGGACGAUCAAGAUUUGGUCAUUGAAUGAUUUCAGCUGUCUCAGGACGUUUGAGGGCCACACCAACUCGAUUCUCAAGGUCCACUUUAUGACCUCGGGUCUUCAGUUGGUCUCUUGCGGUUCGGACGGCUUGGUCAAGCUCUGGACGAUCCGUAACAACGAGUGUGUCACGACCCUGGAUAACCAUACCGAGAAGAUUUGGGCCUUGGCUGUUCGCAAGGAUGAAAACAUGGUCGUGACAGGAGGCGCUGAUUCGAUGAUCAACAUGUGGGAGGAUUUCACCGAGAUUGAGUAUGCCGAGAAGAAGGCGGCCAAGGCCGAUCAGGUCCUCAAGGAGCAGGAGCUGUCGAACUACUUGGCGCGCAAGGACUGGAAGAACGCUAUCACAUUGGCCCUGUCAUUGGAGCAGCCCUUCAGGUUACUCCAGCUCUUCAACCAGAUCCAGCAAGACCGUCCUGAACACGAUACCUCGGUCACUGGUCUCGAGGCUGUUGACAAGGUCCUUCUGGGUCUCUCGCCCGAUCAGAUCGCCAAGCUGUUGGGCUAUGUCCGCGACUGGAACACCCAUGCCAAGAACAUGCGCGCCGCCCAAACUGUCCUUAACGCCAUUCUCAGACAACGCAAGGUGCAAGAGAUGAUUGAGAUUCCUGGCAUCAAGGAUCUGUUGGAUGGUCUCUUGCCCUAUAGCGACCGUCACUUCCAGAGGGUUGAGGCUUUGACUGUCCGGAGCUAUGUCGUCGAUUACACUGUUCAGGCUAUGGAUCUGAUGAGUCUUGUGGGCGGCAUGGAUGAGAUGGAGAUGGAUGAUGAGGAAGGUGAGGAGAGUGAGGAUAAGAGUUUGCGGGCACAGAGGAAAGCAGAGGAGGAGAACAUGGCCAAGGAGAGGCAUGAGGCCCUUGCUGCUGCUCGUGCCGCCACAGCUCAUACCUCAACUGCUCAACAGCCUGCUGCUGCUACUGUUGCAGAAGCUGCCGAGGAUGCUGAGGAGGAGGAUGAUAGUGAAGACGACGACGACGAUGAGGAGGAUGAUGACAAAGAUAGCGACGAGGAGAACGAAGAAGAUAGCGACGAGGACAUGGAGUAG
Linnemannia hyalina is the source of this 2718-nucleotide messenger RNA. NCBI's taxonomy places the organism in Eukaryota, Fungi, Mortierellomycota, Mortierellomycetes, Mortierellales, Mortierellaceae. The record is from the annotation of a GenBank genome assembly.